Engraulis encrasicolus (European anchovy) is the source of this 1842-nucleotide messenger RNA. RefSeq names its product cartilage acidic protein 1b (gene crtac1b). The transcript has 16 exons. Gene Ontology annotation, biological process: axonal fasciculation. Lineage: Eukaryota; Metazoa; Chordata; Actinopteri; Clupeiformes; Engraulidae. The record is from RefSeq and is a predicted model, not a curated record. Gene Ontology annotation, molecular function: calcium ion binding. The coding region runs from base 1 to 1842 and encodes 613 amino acids.
AUGUACGUGUGUGUGUGUGUGUUUGUGUGUGUGUGUGCGAGCGUGCGUCGGGCGGAGCCUAUGUUUGUGGGCGUGACGCAGGCCGUGUUGCCCAAUGACUACGAGCACAACCCCACGCAGCUCAACUACGGCCUGGCGGUGACCGACGUGGACGGAGACGGGGACCUCGAGGUAUUCGUCGCCGGGUAUAACGGUCCUAAUCUGGUGCUGAAGUAUGACCGCGCUCGUCGGCGCCUGGUGAACAUUGCGGUGGAUGAGAGGAGUUCGCCGUUCUAUGCGCUAAGAGAUCGCCAAGGCAACGCCAUCGCCGUAGUAGCAUGCGACAUCGACGGAGACGGACGAGAGGAGAUAUACGUACACAACACUAACAACGCCUUCUCAGGGCGCACCACCUAUCCGGAUAAGCUGUUUAAGUGGCGUAAUGAUCGAUAUGAGGAUGUACUGAGCGACGAGAUCAACCAGCACAGAGACGUGGCACACAGAGUAGCCGGGCGCUCACUAGCGUGCGUCGACCGCAAGGGUACAGGUGUGUAUGGCAUCUACAUAGCACACUACGCGAGCGGUAAUGUGGGUCCGCACGCGCUCAUUGAGAUUGACCCCGCCUCCAGUGAUGUCAGCAACGGAAUCAUCGCGCUGACCAAUGUGGCGGAGGAGGCACGUGUCAACAAAUUCACAGGUGGUCGUGGUGUAGCAGUGGGUCCCAUAGUGAGCAAUACUCUUCCUGAUAUCUUCUGUGAUAACGAAUACGGAGGAAACUUCCUGUUCCGGAACAACGCCAACGGAACCUUCACAGACGUGGCAGCCCAGGCAGGUGUGGAGGACUCCAUGCAGCAUGGUAGAGGCGUGGCGUUGGCGGAUUUCAACCGCGACGGGAAGACGGACAUCGUCUAUGGCAACUGGAAUGGACCACACAGACUCUUCCUCCAGAUGCCCACGCGCAAACACAGGUUCAAGGAUAUUGCCACCUCCAAGUUCUCGAUGCCUUCUCCGGUGCGGACGGUGAUCGCUGCGGACUUCGAUAACGAUAACGAGCUGGAGGUGUUCUUCAACAACAUCGCUUACCGAGGACCCUCUGCUAACAGGCUAUUCAGGGUUGCGAGGCGGGAACAUGGUGACCCGGCUAUAGAGGAGCUGAAUGUGGGAGAGGCAGCCGAACCAGAGGGACGCGGAACAGGAGCGGUGGUAAUAGAUUUUGAUGGUGAUGGACGCCUGGACCUGAUCGUGUCUCACGGAGAGAGUGCUGCACAACCCCUAUCAGUCUACAGAGUCAUACAGGGUUCGUCUAACCGUUGGCUGCGUGUGAUUCCGCGUACGCGGUCGGGGGCGUUUGCGCGCGGGGCCAAGGUGGUGGUGUACACACGCCGCUCGGGCCCCCACACACGCAUCAUCGAUGGAGGAUCAGGAUACCUCUGCGAGAUGGAACCUGUCGCUCACUUUGGCCUGGGUAAAGACGUGGCGACUAGCGUAGAGGUGUUCUGGCCUGAUGGGCGCUCGAUGGCCAAGCCUCUGGACCGCAGCGAUAUGAACACGGUUCUGGAGGUCCUCUACCCCAUAGAUCAAAACACACCUGCUCCAGACAUAGAGUGUGGACAUGGCUUUUCAGCCAAUGAACAGGGCCGCUGCACAGAUGACGAUGAGUGUGUGAGGUUCCCCUCGGUGUGUCCUGCGGAGCGCCCCGUCUGCACGAACACCUACGGCAGCUUCAAGUGUCGCGCCAACAAACGCUGUAACCAUGGCUACGCACCCAACGACGAGGGCACCGCCUGUGUUGCCCAGGUAGCGUACUUCGGCGGGAGCCACUCGGGCGGGGAACUGGGCAGCGGCGGAGCAGGAAUGACCUGA